AUGAAAACUGUGAGUAUUGCUUCUAUGUUAGAAAAAAAUCUUUCUCUGGAACUGAAAUUUUGGCUUGGGUGUGACUUCUUUGGUGCUUCAGUAAAAACAGUGAAGCAUGAUUUUGUGUACAUACAGCGGGGCAGGCGCUGGCUUCCUCAGGGCACAGGCCGCUGCCGAGGAGCCCAAGGCACCAGGAAAAACCUUCCCGCUGUCCGCCCUGGGAUCACCCGUGGCCAAACACGAGCCCCAGGCCCAGCUGGGAGCUUGGCCUCCCGACGAGCUGUUCGCUCGGCCCAAAGGAGAAAAAAGAAAGAUGACAGUAUUUUGGAGAUCCCAGCCAUUCCAAAUCCUUUUCCUGAGCUGUGUUGCUCUCCGUUUGCAUCAGUUUUGCCAGCCAGUCUGUUGCCCAAGGCAACUUCAAGGAAAAAACAGGGCUUUAAAGAAAGCGAGCGGGAUCUGAUUUCCUUCCUGUCCACCAGCACCAGCAAAAGUCUUUGCAAACCAGCCAUGGACAAGUCAAACCUUUUAUCUGUAGGAAAAAAAAAGUGA
Messenger RNA from Calidris pugnax (ruff), 540 nucleotides. Its product is annotated as growth factor receptor-bound protein 14-like. The transcript has 4 exons. The coding region runs from base 1 to 540 and encodes 179 amino acids. NCBI's taxonomy places the organism in Eukaryota, Metazoa, Chordata, Aves, Charadriiformes, Scolopacidae. The record is from RefSeq and is a predicted model, not a curated record.